AUGGAUGGUAUUACUCCUAUUCAAUCAUUCCAACCGUCUCAACAAGGUCAAGAAUAUUCACAACUGAUAGGCAAUGGCCUUAUGCCAUUUUCUGAAAAAGGAAAAAGACAACCAGGGAAUGUGAUUUAUAUGAGUUUGAAGUGUGUAAUGACUGGAGGGAUUUUUGAAAUAAUAAUUGAAGAAGAGCCUCAGUCCAUAGUCAUACUAAAAGGUCAGUCUGACGGAAAAGAGUAUUGGCUGACUGUGCAUGGAGAAUUAAGAGUGUAUUUAGUUUAUUUUUAUGACGACAAUCUUCAGAGAAAUGGAAAUGACUUGACUGUGACUAUUUGCGUUAGACGAGUUUGUGGAGGCAGGCUUAAAUAUUCUUUACGUAUUUUUGAUUCCAUUGAGAUACCCAUUGAAACAAUGAUUGAGGAAAAAGACAAAGAACUAGUUUUUAAAGGAUAUGGAUUACCGUCAGAGAGUGGAUAUUCUGUUGGAAAUUUAAUUGUGAAAAUAGUUGGUGUGGAUUAA
Molecule: messenger RNA, 513 nt
Organism: Entamoeba dispar SAW760
Lineage: Eukaryota; Evosea; Mastigamoebida; Endamoebidae
Exons: 1
Coding region: 1-513 (170 amino acids)
Source: RefSeq, a predicted model, not a curated record